AUGUCUGCCCCUGUUAAGCUCCUGGAGUACCUGAACAAGGUGACGGUGCUGGACAUGCAGCUGAGGAAACCCUGGCACUUCCUGUGCUCCGCCUGGCUGAGCUCCACCAAGGGGGACGGCUUUAUAAAGAAGACCUUCGACUCGGCCAAGAGGGAAGAGCUCACCAGCUUCAGGAACCUGUUUCAGACCAGGACGUCCUCGGGUUUCCGGGACGAGCACAUCUGGGUGUCUGUGGUGGACCCCCCUCGCCGAAGCCCCUUCUCCCGGGCCCAGCGCGUGUCCUGCUGCAUGUGCCUCCUCCUCUGCACCAUGGCCAUCAACAUCAUGUUCUGGAACAAGCCGCAGGACCAGGAGUCUCCCGUCAUCUUCAGCAUCGGCACCAUGAACGUGACCUGGGAGGACAUCAUGAUUGGGGUGGAGAGCGGCCUGCUCAUGUUCCCCAUCAACAUCCUCAUCAUCAGCAUCUUCCGCAGCAUCAGGCCCCGCCCCCUCCCGUCAGAGAGACGCGACGACGCCCAGGACCGGCAGCGCGUCCCCACCGUAGAAACCUUCCUCAAGGACACCGAGGCUCUGGUGACCAUCCUGAGCGCCAACAGCAAGAACAGAGUGCCGCCUCUGGAGAAAAACGUGGAGACGUUCAACGACCUCUACGUCGCCCUGUCCUCGGUCCAGGGGGUCCUCCAAAUCAUGCAAGAUCUGGGGCAGGACAACGAAGACGACCACUGGUGCCACUGCAGCCACUUCGUCCUGCACUAUCUCUACCACCUGCAGAACCUCCUAAACGAGAUCGGGGCCGGGGUCUUCUCCAGCCGAGAGGACUACCAGUGGCUGCAGAACACCCUGGCCCUGCUGCAGAAGAAGGCGGAGACCAUGUACACCACCCUCGCGCCGCGGGGCCUCACAACAGCCCCAAAGGAAGAGAAGAAGUCCGGCUGCUGGCUGCCCUGGUGGUUUGUGUUCGUGGGCUGGCUUCUGCUGUUCUCCAUCAGUGGCAUCUCCACCUUCUUCACCCUGCUCUACGGCUUCGUCUACGGCAAGGAGGCCUCCACCCAGUGGGCCAUCUCUCUGGCCCUGUCCCUCUUCCAGAGCAUCUUCAUCCUGCAGCCGCUAAAGGUGGUGGGCGUGGCAAUCUUCUUCGCCCUGUUCCUGAAGACGGUGACGGUGGAGGAGAGCGACGAGGUCGAGGGCCUGCUGAAAGAACAACAGGAGAGGUGUAGAUUGUUUUCCCAGAGGUCAAGGCCCUGAGAGACUUUAUGGAAGAAUGAUGAUGAUGAAGACCCACCUACUGCCUACUAAGAGGAAUUUGUAGGACUUCAUGGGAAUUUAUGGAAUUUAUGCCCCCCCACCCCACCCCCCCAAUCAUUUUGUGAUUUAUAAUGCCUUAAUCAGCAGAGAAUAGAACUACUCUGUCUGUGAUUCACUGACACCAGGAUGGUAAAUGGUCACUACUUUUCCUCAUAAUAUUCUGGUGAAUGAGAAAUAAACUAAACAAACCUGUUAUAAGUUCUUUUAAAGUAGAUAAUGUAAAAUAUUAGAAUUUCUUUUUUAUCAUAGAGAUUUUUCACUCUGAUAUUCAGAUCAUGAGCUUUUUGAAUAGUGUACAUAAUGCAAUACGUGUAAAUGCUGAAAUGGAAUACACUUUUGAUAUCUACUUAUGUCUGCUGAUGUCACGAAUGUGGGAGGUUUAGUCCUCCAGCUCUACCAGAUUUUCCAUAUCUAUGGUAUUCAACUUAAACAUUAAAAAGCCUGCCAUUUAAAAAUGGCAGUUGCACAAUAUUUAGAAUGAAGUGUGUAACAUUUUAGUGAGCAGAUAGGCAAAGCUAAAAACGUACUGUACGAAAUUACUAGAUGGGUUGGAUUUGAUGUUUCAUGAGGGUGUGGUGGUUCAUCGCUUGGUUUGAACAUCGGAGAAAAAAUUUGCUUAGGCAGGAUUACUUCCCCACAUUCCGUGUGCCAUGACAUUCUCUGGACUUUUAAAAAUUAAUGACUAACGCAGUCCGUAGGCCGCAAAAGCCUCACCAUUCCCUGGGGAUGCACUGAAGGCCAAAUUAAUUAAAUGUUUGCGGGGAUCCUUCGCACCCUCAGAAGUUCCACGGAGUAUGCAUUUUACCGUGAUAUUUACUGAGCGCCAGCGAAGAUAUUUGCAUAUAUUAAACAAAGUGUGUUCCGAAUGUGCCUCAGCCCUAAUGCACGUACAAUUGUGGAUGCAUUCAGAGAGAGAUAGAGAGAGAGAGAGAGAGAGAGAGAGCACUAAAUAAGGAAGUGGAUUAAUGCGAUCGUAAUGCAAUGAGGCCUAAUGAGGUGCGCUCACUGCUUGAGCUGUGACUGCAGGUCUUCUUACGGACAUUUGACAGGAACAGGUGCAAGCUGCCACUAAGGCUGUGAGAGAGAGAGAGAGAGAGAGAGAGAGAGAGAGAGAGGCCGCUUGCAAAAUAAAUUGUGGCGACUGGUCGUGAGAGUGAUUAGAUCACUACCGUAGCUGAAUGGCAUUAGAUUCAUUAAUUUCCCCUUCCUUUCACUGUGCUACCUCAUCUGGUUCAAACUAGUCUCAUCAAUGAAUGUUUGCCCAUUAAUUCAUUCUCAUGUCUUAGAAUGAAACUGCUUGCUACUGUUAUUGUAAAAAUUAGGUGGUACAGCUGAUCCUUUUUAUUUAAAGUUUUAAAUUGUCAUUUGUUAUAAUUUUGUAUCAUUAAUGUUAUGAUAUGAAUGCGUAACUAUCCAGAUAAAAUGAUUUUAUUUAUUUUAUUUAAUCAUGAUCGGAGCACUAGAAAAGCAACAGAAAAAAACCUGCUGUCAUUCUUGUGGUGGAUAAGGGGAUAAUAAAGUCAUGAGCCAUGUGAGAAAAAUAAUAUAACCAUUUCUGUGAUUUAACCCUUUGCUGAACAAAUAGUAUGAGUAUUGGCACCAUAUACCAAAUAUUUGCAGUGUUUUUUUAAGAGUCCAUCACACCCUUUUUAAAACAAAAUGUGGAGUAAAGACCUGCUCUUUCCUUAAUGUACCACAGCGAUUUAUGGAAGACCUUUCAAAUUACUAUUGUU
Molecule: messenger RNA, 3038 nt
Organism: Anguilla rostrata (American eel)
Lineage: Eukaryota; Metazoa; Chordata; Actinopteri; Anguilliformes; Anguillidae
Product: polycystin-1-like protein 2
Exons: 9
Coding region: 1-1245 (414 amino acids)
Biological process (GO): detection of mechanical stimulus
Cellular component (GO): membrane
Molecular function (GO): calcium channel activity; protein binding
Source: RefSeq, a predicted model, not a curated record